Messenger RNA from Geodia barretti, 358 nucleotides. The record is from the annotation of a GenBank genome assembly. Lineage: Eukaryota; Metazoa; Porifera; Demospongiae; Tetractinellida; Geodiidae.
AUCCCAACUACUGUAUCUCCUACCUCUGAAGCAACAUCACCUCCAGUUCCAGGAAAUAUAGAGAAUGUGAGCAGACCCAGCUGUGGUGUCCUGGAGUGGGAUCCUCCAUCUACCGGCAGCGAGGGACUCACCUACCAGAUAAGGUUCUACAGCGGGCAGAGUUUUCGGUCAUCUCCCUCUUCUCAACGGAGAGUUCUGGCCUCUUCCACCAACUCUCUGAGCUUUACUGCACAGGGCGUACCAAGCAGCCGGCCCCUGUUUGCCAUUGUCAAGGCCAGGAAUAGCAAUGGUGUUCAUUCACAUUCCUGGUCCACUCCAAUUGUUGCUGCAGUGACUGGUUGUCUUUGAAGUCGCUUCU